UCCAUAAGGAAAGCAUCCCAGAAGGAUGAUUGUCACCAGCAGCGGAACGUCCCAUAAGAAUCGAAAGAUUAAGGAGCAAUGCGGUUCCUGUCCAAAUAGAUUCUCAAAAGACAAACGCCAAGCGGCCGCCGAGGACUCGGAUACCACGGAAGUGGAAUCCUCCACGGAUGAGGAAGACCGCUGGAAAGAGGUGGCAAGGGCCGCUGAAAUUCCGGCGGACUACUAUAACAUCCAGAAACUGGUGAAGUACAUCAAGGCGGGCAAUCAGACAGCCACUAUAGUAUCGUUGUGCUGCUUGAAGGACUACGAUCUGAGCACUCAGAUCAAUCAGUUCGCCAUCUCGGACAUCGGCGGACUGGAUGUCCUCGUUAAUAUCCUGGAGUGCAGCGACACCAAGUGUUGUUUGGGCGCCCUCACAGUUCUCUCGGAUAUCACACUCAACAUCGACAUAAGGAAGACCAUUGUGGAUUUGGACGGGAUUCCGUUAAUUGUUGAUAUCCUAAACUCCUCCAUGAAGGAUCUGAAGACCAUGGCCGCCGAGACAUUGGCCAAUGUGUGCAAGGUGCGUCUGGCCAGGAAGUAUGUACGCACCUGUGGGGGAAUCCCCAAGCUGGUGGAUCUCAUUGACAUCAAGUUAAGCAUUUUAAAGACCCCUCGUGACCAAUUGACCCCAGAUGAAUUGGAAUCGCUGGAUAUGACACGAGCUGGAGCCCGAGCCCUCUUCACCUUGGCCGAUUCUAAGCACAAUAUGGAGCAGAUGCGCAAAAGUGGAAUCGUUCCAUUGAUGGCCCAGCUGCUCAAGUCCUGCCACAUCGAUGUGGUCAUACCCAUAAUGGGCACCGUUCGCAAAUGCUCCUCGGAGCCAAAAUUCCAACUGGCCAUCACCACCGAGGGCAUGGUCCCAGACAUUGUUAGCCAUUUGAGUUCGGAAAACACGGAACUCAAGAUGGAGGGCAGUACGGCGAUCUCUAAGUGUGCCACCGAUGUGAAUACUAGGGAAUUGGUGAGAGAGGCUGGUGGCUUGGAACCUCUGGUAACGAUCAUAAAGGACAAGAAUGUGCGGGACAACAAGCCACUGCUGAGGGGAGCCACUGGCGCGAUUUGGAUGUGUGCCGUGACCGAUGCGAAUGUUAAGGUUUUGGAUCAACUUAGGACGGUUAAUCACCUGGUGGCCUUGCUGAAUGAUGAGUGUGACGAGGUCCUGACCAAUGUCACCGGAGCCAUAUCCGAGUGUGUGAGAUUCCAGAGCAACAGAGAGCAACUGCGACAGGCUGGUGGACUACCAGCCAUGGUUUCCCUACUUAACAGUUCCCAUGCCCCAUUGCUGGAAAAUCUGGCCAAGGGAUUGAAGGAGUGUGCCGAAGACCCGGAGAGCAUGCGAAUCCUGGAGGAUCUGGAUGCCGUUCGUCUGGUCUGGUCUCUUUUGAAGAACACCAGCACCAGGGUCCAGGCCCAUGCCGCUUAUGCCAUAUGUCCUUGUGUUCGAAAUGCCAACGACUCCGCUGAAUUGGUCAGGAGUUUGGUUGGCGCCAUGGAACUGGUGGUGGGUCUUCUCAAAUCCAAGGACAUUAUGGUCCUGUCUGCCGUUUGUGCUGCCAUAGCAACGAUCGCCCAGGAUCAGACUAAUCUGGCCAUCCUUACCGAUCUCAGGGUGAUCUACAAACUGGCCGAUCUCGUCCAGACCACAGAUGAUCUCCUGCGAAUGAACUUGGCAGCCGCCGUUGCCGCCUGUGCCUGCUUUGGCAAUAACACGGAGGAACUGGGACGCCUGCGCACUGUGACCCCAAUAGUCACCUACAUGACCAGCGACAAUCCUCUGGUGCAUCGCAGCACAGCCAUGGCGCUGGAAAAGCUAUCGAUGGAUCCGCAGAACUGCAUUACCAUGCACCAGAGUGGAGUGGUUCCUUUCCUGCUAGAGUGCAUUGGAUCUACUAACAAGGAGCUCCAGCUGGCCGCCGCUGGAUGUCUGAGGAAUAUCCGAGAGCUGGCUCUGCGAGCCGAGGAAUAUCUGCUUAAAAUCGACGAUGACUAGCUUUUGGAUUACAGUUUUUCGCUUUGUUGUGUUAUGUAAUUGCUAUUUGAAUGAAUAAUAUAAAUGCCA
This is a messenger RNA of Drosophila eugracilis, 2101 nucleotides long. It is a transcript of the gene gudu, whose product is annotated as armadillo repeat-containing protein gudu. NCBI's taxonomy places the organism in Eukaryota, Metazoa, Arthropoda, Insecta, Diptera, Drosophilidae. Bases 26 to 2032 code for a protein of 668 amino acids. Gene Ontology annotation, molecular function: protein binding. The record is from RefSeq and is a predicted model, not a curated record. The transcript has 3 exons.